AUGCCUAUUUAUGAAGGGGAUGAAAGGAUCAAAGCUCAAAAGUUUUUGGGAGGGCUGAAUCUGAAGCUUCAGAGGCCCUUGAGCAGUAUAAGUACUCAGUCUUAUAUAGAAGUGGUGUUGCAAGCUUUUACCACUGAGGCUAACCUAAUCCGUAUCGAAGCUAUCCAAGGAGAAAGUCAACAAGGGAGCAGUCAUAAAGAAGGCAAGAAACUGGAACUCCAGAGGCCGAAGUUCAAGCUUAGUACUCCGUGCCAAAGAUGCCAGAAGCAACACCAUGGGAAGCCGUGCCGACUUGGAAUGAAAGGGUGCUACAACUGCGGGAAAAUGGGACAUCUCAACCAGAACUGCCCAAAGAGAGGGAUCACUUGUUUUAACUUCCAACAGACGGGUCAUUUUGCAAAGGACUGUCCCAAGCCGCGAUUGAUGAGUCAACCCCAAGGGACGUCCGGAAAUACUAGAGUGCAGCAAGGAAGGGUGUUUCACCUAACAUGA
Messenger RNA from Diospyros lotus (date-plum), 492 nucleotides. RefSeq lists its product as uncharacterized. The transcript has a single exon. Gene Ontology annotation, cellular component: cytoplasm. The record is from RefSeq and is a predicted model, not a curated record. NCBI's taxonomy places the organism in Eukaryota, Viridiplantae, Streptophyta, Magnoliopsida, Ericales, Ebenaceae. Gene Ontology annotation, molecular function: mRNA binding; zinc ion binding; single-stranded RNA binding. The coding region runs from base 1 to 492 and encodes 163 amino acids. Gene Ontology annotation, biological process: positive regulation of cytoplasmic translation.